GAUAGAGCUAAUAAAAUUGUAAACACUUGAUAUUUUCUUUUGAAUGAAGGGUAUAUAAGACCGCAAGCGCUCGGCAAACUCAUCAGUAAGGAUCUCUUUCAAGUGACGGCAGCUGAAGGAGAAAUUUUAAAGAUGAAUUUCCUGAUUGUUUUCGUGGCAGUGUUUGCCGUUGCAUACGGCGAUGCUAACUGCACAUCUUCCACGAAGCCCAACCUCGAAGACGACAUAAAGGCCAUCACAAAGCUGAUCCCCGUGUCCAAGAUAAAGGCGAUCGCCCUUAAGUACAUCGCCAAUGACGCGGAGGUUCAGGCGGUGGUAAAGUACAUGAAAGGCAGCGAGUUCGCAGCGCUCGUCAAGGCAGUCAACGACGAGAAGCUGGUCAAAGACCUCUACACGUUCCUGUGCUCCAACGGCGUGGAUAUCUACAAGGACGUGAACACCGUGAACAAGCUCCUGGAACUGCCGGAGGUGCAGCCCCAGGGGAGAGUCCUUCCUGCUGCCAGGACCUUCCGCGGCUUCCUGGACGAGGUGGAGGCCGAACUGCCGCUCGGCGACAUGAAGAAGGUGUUCGAGCAGAAGAAGGCCACCAGCGCCGUCUUCAAGGCCUUCUUCGACAAGAUCAGCGGCAGCGAGUUCAGGGCUAUGGUGGACAAGUUUUGGGCCCUGAAGACGGUCCAGGAUAUCAAAACCAAAUUGGAAGCAUUGGGAGCUGACGUCGACAAAGCUGUGAAACUCUUGAAAAAUCUUCUUGGAUGGGUGUCAAACUAAAAUCUUAAAUGUUUUAAUACAAAUAUGUAAUUUUUGUCAUAAAUAAAAAGUAAUUAUUGACUGCUUAA
Bacillus rossius redtenbacheri is the source of this 836-nucleotide messenger RNA. Its product is annotated as protein G12-like. Bases 133 to 768 code for a protein of 211 amino acids. The record is from RefSeq and is a predicted model, not a curated record. The transcript has 5 exons. NCBI's taxonomy places the organism in Eukaryota, Metazoa, Arthropoda, Insecta, Phasmatodea, Bacillidae.